GAUGUUUGUGCUCUGCUUGUCAAAGCCUGUCAGCUGGUUACUCUGGAUCAGGAACAUCUUGUCAGCAAAGUUUGUCAGCUUAUCCAUCACUUACUUAACAGAUAUCAGGUGAUGGUUGAUGAGCAGACUUUGAAUUUCCUCCUCUCCUACUGCAUCUCUGCCCUGAAGCAGUGCAGCUCCUGGACGCAUGUUGAAAUCCUGCAAGCCUUAGCAGCUCUUGUUUACAACAAUGGGCCUAAAUGUCAGAAGUUCCUCCCAGAUCUGCUGGGCAGGUCUGGGCUCCUGGUGCGGCUCAGCGACUCUGCCCAGCCAGACGUGGAGCUCAGGAGAGCAGCAGUGCGUGGCAUGGCCAACCUGUGCCUCAGUGUGCCUGGACAGCCAUACCUGGAUGAGCCCUACAGAAGUGUCUGUUUCCAAACAUUCCUAGGUGUCCUGCAGUCUUCAAAGACCCCUGAGGUAGAUGACAUCGCUUUUUGCAUGCUGCUGCAAAAUGCACUGAGAGGUGUCCAGUCACUCCUCAACGGUGGGAAGAUGAAACUAAUGCAGACUGACCAAAUUGGAGCUCUCCUUGCAGUAUUAAAGAAGUGCAUGUUCCAUGGGCUGCCAGGGCUGAGCAUCGAGGUGCCCACGGCCCUGUACCCUGCUCCUCUGCCUCAGUAUGACAGAAGGUCACCUGGAAAACAGGAGCACUCGGAAGCAGCCCCUGCCAAGCCCUCAGGGAACCGAAGGAAGAAGUCCAAAGGGAAACAGAAGAAGGGAGAGCCUGGGGAGGAAGGAGGAGAGGAGGCAGGGGCUGCAGGAGCAGAGGCAGUGCCUGUGUCAGACGUGCUGAAGCUGCAGCUGGAGGAUGUGCAGAGCAGUCCCUGCCUGGACCGGCCCCGUGCGCCCGACGCCGUGUGCUCCUCCUGGAGAGGUGUCAGCAGCAGUGAGUCCGAGUACUCUGAUGCUGAAGGUGGAAUACAGAGCAAAGUGAGGUCUUACCAAGCCACCGUCCGUCAGGGGGCUCUGGCCUGUUUCCUCUCUGCUACCAAAUCGAUUGAGAAGAGAGUUCUUUAUGGCUACUGGUCAGCAUUUGUUCCUGAUGCCCCUGGGAUUGGCAGCCCCCAGUCAGUGUCUCUGAUGACUAUUGCCCUGAAGGACCCUUCUCCAAAGACCCGUGCCUGUGCUCUCCAGGUUCUCUCAGCCAUCCUGGAAGGUUCUAAGCAGUUUCUCUCAGUUGCUGAAGAUGCCAAUGAUCACAGGAGAGCGUUCACUCCCUUCUCUGUCACUAUUGCUUCCAGCAUCCGUGAGCUGCACCGCUGCCUGCUGCUGGCCCUGGUGGCAGAGUCCUCCUCCCAGACACUCACACAGAUAGUCAAGUGCCUUGCAAACCUGGUUUCCAACGCGCCCUACAACCGACUAAAGCCUGGGCUGCUGACCAGAGUGUGGAGCCAGAUAAAGCCCUACAUCUGCCACAAAGAUGUGAACGUCAGAGUUUCCAGCCUAACCUUGCUCGGGGCAAUAGUCUCUGUCCAGGCACCUCUGCCAGAGGUGCAGUUACUGCUGCAGCAGCCGAACUCCUCGGGGCGGAGCAGCAGCGGCAGCACGAGCCCUCGUCGCUGUGCCCCCUCUGAGCUGUGGAGAAGAGCUCUCCCCCCCUCAGAGGGAGGAUGUGCAGCAGGCUGUGCCUCUCCAGAGCCCUGCUGGCUGCUCCGACUGUGUGUCUCCAUCGUGGUCCUGCCCAGGGAGGAUUCCUGCUCCGACAGCGAUGCCAACUUCCCGUCCUUGUCCAGCGUCUACGAGCCCUGUCCCCUGCGGCUGGAGUCCUUGCAGGUGUUGGCUCUUCUUGUGAAAGGUUAUUUCCCUAUGGCUCAGAGCUAUUUCCUAGAGCUUGGAGAAGUGGCUUGCAGAUGCAUGGAAGAAAUGGAUCCAUCCAUUCAGCUUCAUGGAGCCAAACUGCUGGAGGAGCUGGGCACUGGUGUCCUGCAGCAGUACAGACCUGACUCAGCUAUUGCCCCUGAGCAGAGAGUGCCAGUCAGUGUGGUUGUGACUUUCUGGACUAUGAUGCUGAAUGGCCCUUUACCUGGCACUCUGCAGAGCUCUCCUCACGCCACGCUCCAGACAAGUGCCUGUGAUGCUCUGUCCUCUAUCCUGCCAGAAGCUUUCAGCCUUCUGCAGGAUGAGCAGCAGAUCCUGUGUGUGACACUGCUGCUUGGCCUGAACCACAGUGAGAACCCCCUGGUGAAAGCAGCUGCUGCACGUGCCCUGGGUGUCUACGUCCUCUUCCCGUGUCUUCGGCAGGAUGUGAUGUUCGUGGCAGACACAGCAAAUGCCAUUCUGAAUUCCCUCCACGACAAGUCUCCCAACGUGCGAGCCAAGGCAGCCUGGUCCCUGGGCAACCUCACAGACACCCUGAUCAUCAACCUGGAAACCAUGGGACAAAGCUUUCAGGAGGAGCUUUCUGAUGUCCUGCUGCUGAAAAUGUUACGUUCUGCCACAGAGGCAUCCAAGGACAGAGACAAGGUAAAGAGCAAUGCUGUCCGUGCCCUUGGGAACGUGCUGCAUUUCCUGCAGCCCCAGCACAUAGCCAACCCCAGGUUCAGGGAGGCCAUCGAGGAGUCCCUCCAGGCCCUCAUCGGCACCGUGCAGAGCGAGGCCACCAUGAAGGUGCGCUGGAACGCGUGUUACGCGCUGGGCAACGUCUUCAGGAACCCUGCCCUGCCCCUGGGAGAGGCUCCUUGGACCACACAGGCAUACAGUGCCCUUUCCUCAGUGGUCAAAUCCUGCAAGAACUUCAAAGUGCGAAUCAAGUCGGCCAUGGCCCUGUCCAUCCCGAGCCGGAGGGAGUGCUACGGCUCCACGGAGCAGUUCUGCCAGAUCUGGAGUGCCUUGGUGGUGGCCUUGCAGAGGAGUGAGGACACAGAGGACUUCCUGGAGUUCAAGUACUGCUCCAGCCUGAGGACCCAGAUCUGCCAAGCUCUGCUGCACCUGCUGCGGCUGGCAAAGAGCACGGACCUGCCCGUGGUCUGGGCAACCAUCCGGGACCACGGCGAGGCCAUCAGACCCUACGUGCUGCAGUACCUGAGGUCUGCAGGGGAGGAAAACGAGGCAGGGAUGGACCUGGCAGAGAGGGAGAGAGGAUUGCAAGGAGCCAUCGACCAUCUGAGUGGGCUGGAGAAACAGCUGGAGGGCAAGGUGAGGGUGAGAGUGUCUGUGUACCUGGAGGAUGUCCUGACUAACCACACCAGUGCCAGAGAGCUAGCAGAGGCUUAG
Messenger RNA from Acanthisitta chloris (rifleman), 3252 nucleotides. RefSeq names its product HEAT repeat containing 6 (gene HEATR6). The annotation marks the transcript as partial. NCBI's taxonomy places the organism in Eukaryota, Metazoa, Chordata, Aves, Passeriformes, Acanthisittidae. The transcript has 19 exons. The record is from RefSeq and is a predicted model, not a curated record.